CUGUACCUGAAUUGGUUGUUUUCCUCCAACAUGAGACUGCCUAAACCCAAGCCACUCGGGCUGAUUAUUUGGCGAUUAAUCAACGCCAUUUGCCAUGUAAACCUCCAGGGAGCCAGAGCCGAGAAACGGGAAGAUAAGAUUGUUAUGGAGACCGAAGAGCUGAUGAAUUUUAUUCUUGCUGAGCUCUUCCGACCCCAAGCGCACUAUCCGAUCUUAGGGAGGGUUCUCCAACUAAAGGAUAACCCGCUCGAUUGGUUUUCAGACACCCAAUUCCUGUUACUUGAAAUGCUUUCCUCGAUGCUCUCGCAUCCCAACCCUGCUCAUAAAGACAUUGAUACGGUCUUGAAUUUCAAAACACCCGACAUCGAUUUGCUUUCUCAAUUUGUGUACCUUUGGAACUCCAACCACAAUCCGCACUUCGUGCAAGAAAAUCUCUCUGUCUCAUAG
Molecule: messenger RNA, 447 nt
Organism: Puccinia graminis f. sp. tritici CRL 75-36-700-3
Lineage: Eukaryota; Fungi; Basidiomycota; Pucciniomycetes; Pucciniales; Pucciniaceae
Exons: 1
Coding region: 31-447 (138 amino acids)
Source: RefSeq, a predicted model, not a curated record